CACACACAACGCCAUCAUUGUCCCAACAUAUUCUAAGAAUCUUCUCUCUUUCUCUCUCUGUGGUGUAAGCAACAAAAUUCCAUCAAGUUUCUUAUUAUGUGGAGUUGUGUACGAGUGUGACUCUUUCUUCAUAAUUUCCAUGCUUGCAAAUGUGAGUGCCAGUUGCUGAGUUGAAGGUGCCACUUGGCCACAAGUGUUGUAACCAUGUGUGUGCAAGAUGGAGAGCAAGUUGAUGAAGACAUAGAGAAGAACGUUGAUAAUAACAGAAGGAUGCCAUGGCCUUUGCAUUGUGAUCUCUUGCAUGCCCACAUGGAUAACAGGGAAAAAGACUCUUCUUUUAGAACUCCCUCUGACCAGAUCAGUGUUGCAAAUUCAUUUCCUCUGGAAAGCAUAUGUGAGGAUGCAGAAAUUGUGGACAAGAAACAGAACCUGAUGAACUUUGUUCCUACUCUUCGGUCUGGAGAGUGGUCUGAUAUUGGAGAUCGCCAUUCCAUGGAGGAUACCCACAUAUGCAUUGGAGACUUGGUAGAAAAAUUUGGCAAUAACGUACUUUGUGACGAAGCUAUUUCCUUUUAUGGUGUAUUUGAUGGGCACGGAGGGAAGAGUGCCGCACAAUUUGUUCGUGAUCAUCUGCCUCGGGUGAUUGUUGAGGACGCAGACUUUCCAUUGGAACUUGAGAAGGUUGUCAAAAGGUCAUUUUUGGAGACUGAUGCAGAGUUUGCAAGGACGUGUUCUCUCGAGUCUUCUGGUACAACUGCACUGACUGCAAUUAUAUUUGGAAGGUCUUUACUUGUAGCCAAUGCUGGAGACUGCCGUGCUGUGUUGUCCCGUGGUGGAGGGGCCAUAGAAAUGUCCAAAGAUCAUAGGCCAUUGUGCAUUAAAGAAAGGAUGAGGAUUGAGUCCCUUGGUGGAUACGUAGACGAUGGUUACCUGAACGGCCAGUUAGGCGUGACUCGUGCUCUAGGUGACUGGCAUCUUGAAGGAAUGAAGGAAAUGAAUGGAAAGGGUGGACCAUUGAGUGCUGAGCCUGAGCUUAAAUUGAUGACAUUGACCAAAGAAGAUGAGUUCUUGAUAAUUGGCAGUGAUGGAAUAUGGGAUGUUUUCCGCAGCCAAAAUGCUGUGGACUUUGCUCGAAGGAGGCUUCAAGAGCACAAUGAUGUGAAGCAGUGUUGCAAGGAGAUAAUAGGGGAAGCAAUAAAGAGAGGUGCAACGGACAACUUGACAGUGGUGAUGAUAUGUUUCCAUUCUGAACCACCACCUCCUGUUGUUGUAGAAAGGCCUAGAGUCAGAAGAAGCAUAUCUGCUGAGGGACUUCAAAAUCUAAAAUGCUUGCUAGAAGGAUAGAACAUUCUUGUCUGCAAGAUAAAUGAUUUUUUGAGCUGAGACUAUGUACAUAAAUUCAUCCAUCUCAAUGAAAAAGCCUUUCUGCCUCCUCUUGUUUCUGAUCCCUUAGUAAGGAACACACCCACAUGCAAAUUCAAAUAAAAUUCAUACCGUUGUAUAAUUAUUUUUCCCAUUGUUAUUAUUGGGAAACUGAGAAACACGAAUUAUGUAUAUCUUGUACAAUGUGAUUUAUGCACACAACAUCGUAGCAUUGUGCUCUUACUUUU
Messenger RNA from Cajanus cajan (pigeon pea), 1610 nucleotides. RefSeq names its product putative protein phosphatase 2C 27. Gene Ontology annotation, molecular function: cation binding; protein serine/threonine phosphatase activity. NCBI's taxonomy places the organism in Eukaryota, Viridiplantae, Streptophyta, Magnoliopsida, Fabales, Fabaceae. Gene Ontology annotation, biological process: protein dephosphorylation. The record is from RefSeq and is a predicted model, not a curated record.